Molecule: messenger RNA, 1816 nt
Organism: Medicago truncatula (barrel medic)
Lineage: Eukaryota; Viridiplantae; Streptophyta; Magnoliopsida; Fabales; Fabaceae
Source: RefSeq, a predicted model, not a curated record
UCUUCCUUUUUUUUUUUACCAAAAUGGGAUUAGAAGUCCUUGAGGCUCUUGAUUCAGCUCGUACACAAUGGUACCAUGUAACAGCUAUAGUAAUUGCUGGCAUGGGAUUCUUCACUGAUGCCUAUGAUCUGUUCUGCAUUUCAACCGUUUCGAAGCUCUUGGGACGAUUAUAUUACUUUGAUCCAAGCACUAACAAACCAGGGAAGCUUCCACCAUCAGUUAAUAAUGUAGUCACCGGUGUGGCCCUUGUCGGAACACUUUCUGGCCAAUUAGUCUUCGGCUGGCUCGGAGACAAACUUGGACGCAAGAAAGUUUAUGGUGUCACACUCAUUAUCAUGGUUGCUUGUGCCAUUUGCUCUGGUCUUUCUUUUGGUUCUUCCGCGAAAUCUGUUAUGAUAACCCUUUGUUUUUUCAGGUUUUGGCUUGGAUUUGGUAUUGGUGGAGACUACCCUUUAUCAGCAACCAUCAUGUCUGAAUACGCCAACAAAAGGACACGAGGCGCUUUCAUAGCAGCAGUUUUCGCAAUGCAAGGCGUGGGAAUCAUCUUUGCCGGAUUGGUUUCAAUGGUAUUUUCAGGAAUUUUUAAAGCAUACUACCAGGCUCCCCGUUUCAAUGAAGACCCAAUUUUAUCAACACAGCCCGAAGGGGAUUUACUCUGGCGAUUAAUUCUCAUGAUCGGUGCUGUUCCAGCUGCGAUGACUUACUACUGGAGAAUGAAAAUGCCUGAAACCGGUCGUUACACUGCAAUCGUAGAAGGGAACGCGAAACAAGCCGCUGCAGACAUGGCAAGAGUUUUGGACAUCGAAAUCAUAGCGGAGCAAGAUAAGUUGGCUGAAUUUAAAGCAGCAAAUGAUUACCCUCUUUGGUCUAGCGAGUUUUUCAACAGGCACGGUCGUCAUUUAAUCGGUACAAUGAGUUGUUGGUUCUUGUUAGAUAUUGCUUUCUACAGUCAGAAUUUGACACAGAAAGAUAUUUACCCUGCAAUGGGACUUAUUCGUCAAGACAAAGAAAUGAAUGCUAUUGAUGAAGUUUUCCAAACUUCGCGCGCCAUGUUUGUUGUCGCCUUGUUUGGAACAUUCCCCGGUUAUUGGUUCACUGUUUUCUUCAUUGAAAAGCUUGGAAGAUUCAAGAUACAGUUGGUUGGUUUCUUCAUGAUGUCUUUCUUCAUGUUUGUCAUUGGUGUUAAAUAUGAAUACUUGAAAGACGAAAACAAAAACCUCUUCGCUCUUUUAUACGGGCUAACAUUCUUCUUCGCGAACUUUGGGCCUAAUAGUACAACUUUUGUGUUGCCCGCUGAGCUUUUUCCUACGCGGGUGAGGUCAACAUGCCAUGCUUUCAGUGCUGCAUCUGGGAAGGCGGGUGCUAUGGUUGGUGCGUUCGGGAUACAAUACUACACGUUGGAUGGUACGCCAAGGAAGAUUAGACGCGCAAUGAUGAUUCUGGCUUUUACAAAUUUGAUAGGAUUCUUUUGCACGUUCUUGGUGACGGAAACUAAGGGACGAUCUUUGGAAGAGAUUUCGGGUGAGGAUGGAAGAGAGAGUGAACUCACUGCAACACCAAAUGACAGGGCUCCGGGGAUUCGCCAGGACUCAAGAACUGAGAAGAUGUGAAUUUAAUUACAUGCUGCAACAUCCAUGUUUGUUUUGAUAAUAUUAUAUUAAUGUAAUAAUAAUAAAUAAUGGGGCCAAAAUUGAUGUGUUUAGCUGGUUUAUGAUUAUAAGAUGAACCAUAAGUUAUAUUUUGUUAUGUGUUGCUGACAGAAAAAUAAACUUAUUGUAAUGUUUAUUUUUUAAUGAAACUUAUAUAGUACUUUAUU